CCUUCAUGUCUCUCGCUAGUCGAUCGUCUUGUUACAUACUAUACCGAGAAUUAGGUUGGGAAGAAAGUGUAUACAUCAAAGAAAAUAUUGAGUUCCAAUAAAAUUUAUUAAACAUCAAAUAGUGAAAAAUUAACGCUAUAAAACAUGUCAGAUCCAGAACUUGAAGCAAUACGACAACAACGAUUAGCUCAGUUGCAGUCACAAUAUAAGAGUAAUAAUGUAGAGAAUAAACAAGCAAUGGAGGAAAAAAUGCAUCAAAUGGAAGACAUGAAGAAUUCCAUUCUCACCCAAGUAUUAAGUCAAUCAGCUAGAGCAAGAUUAAAUACAUUAAGUCUUGGAAAACCUGAAAAAGGAAAAAUGAUAGAAGAUAUGAUAUUAAACAUGGCUCAACGAGGUCAGUUACCUGGUAAAUUAGGGGAAAAAGAACUUAUCAGUUUACUUGAAAGCGUAAAUCAACAAACACAACGAAAAACUGUUGUGAAGUUUGACAGACGAAGAGCAGCAUUGGAUUCUGAUGAUGAUUUAUAGCAAAAUAUGUAUUAGAGAUUACAUACAAAUCGUUAUUGACAUCUUUAAAGAGAAAUUAAUAUUAUGUAUUAGAUUGCAGAUUUUUAUGCAUUUAUAGGAAAUUUAAAAGUGUAAAAUUGCACACAAUACACACAAUAUGAAAGAGUAUAUAAAAUGUCCAAAAUAUAAUGCUUUCUAUAAUACUUAGUAAGUAAAAUAAUUUUCUAUCUAGGUUUUUUUAAAUUAUAUGUUGAAAAUAUGAAUUCGCACAAAAAUCUGCAAUCUAAUAGUAUAAUAGCGUUAAUUGACUAAAAUCUCAAGGAAUACUGAUGGAAAUGUAAACACAAUACAAGUUUGUUAUCAUUUUAUCUCUAUUUAUUUUGUAUAUUCAUAUUACAUCUGAGAAAAUUCACUGAAAUUAUGUUAAUAAAGGUUAUGCUUUCAUGUUAGUAUAA
Molecule: messenger RNA, 962 nt
Organism: Bombus huntii
Lineage: Eukaryota; Metazoa; Arthropoda; Insecta; Hymenoptera; Apidae
Gene: PDCD-5
Product: programmed cell death protein 5
Exons: 5
Coding region: 145-528 (127 amino acids)
Cellular component (GO): cytosol; nucleus
Molecular function (GO): DNA binding
Source: RefSeq, a predicted model, not a curated record